Molecule: messenger RNA, 2474 nt
Organism: Nannospalax galili (Upper Galilee mountains blind mole rat)
Lineage: Eukaryota; Metazoa; Chordata; Mammalia; Rodentia; Spalacidae
Gene: Stxbp4
Product: syntaxin binding protein 4
Exons: 16
Coding region: 403-2016 (537 amino acids)
Biological process (GO): insulin receptor signaling pathway; regulation of insulin secretion involved in cellular response to glucose stimulus
Cellular component (GO): cytoplasmic vesicle
Molecular function (GO): syntaxin binding
Source: RefSeq, a predicted model, not a curated record
AAAAAACAAACAAAAUAACCACAGCACAGAAUCUUCUUUCUAGGCAGGCAUUUCACUUCUCGUUCUCUCGCGUCUCACCUCCCACUUUGGUGUGCUUUUGCAGCCUAAUACCCCAUAAAGAAUGAGUUGGGGUGAUAAAGUUGUUGUUGCUGUGAUACUUUAGGCCUGUUCCCAUCUGCCUUUUUUCUCCUUUAUUGCCUAUAUUGUUCUACAUAGGCUUUCCAACACUAGAGAUCAGUUCAGCAUAGUGCAGCUCCAAAUAAUGUGAGAUUUUGUAAAUUUCAAUACUCAUUCUUGUAUUUUAUUAUUACGUAUAUUUUUAGCACAGUAGCUUUCUGAAAAACACAAGUGGAAUUUCUGCAGAGCUCAGAAAGCUGUGAUGGCAGGGAUUCUGCCUUUCGGAUGAUUACAGUUACAAAGGAAACAGGCCUGGGUCUGAAGAUCCUUGGAGGAAUUAACCGGAAUGAAGGACCAUUGGUAUAUAUUCAGGAAGUCAUUCCUGGAGGAGACUGUUAUAAGGAUGGACGCUUGAAGCCAGGAGAUCAACUUGUCUCAGUAAACAAAGAAUCUAUGAUUGGUGUAUCAUUUGAAGAAGCAAAAAAUAUAAUCACUAGAGCCAAGCAGAGGUCAGAAUCCCCAUGGGAGAUAGCAUUUAUAAGACAAAAAGCUGAUGAUGGUCAUUCCAGAAAUGUUUGCUGUCCAUCCCCAUCACAAGCUUCAGGAGAAUAUGGACCUCAGGACUCGGCAUUUACUCUUCUUUCCCCUCCCCCUGAAGUACUAGCUCCAAAGACCACAUCCACUCCCAAGAUGCAGGGUGCCAUUUUACCUUCUUUGAAAACAAAUCAGACGAAACCUGGAUACAAGAAAACAGAACAUGCUCCAGUUACUUCUUUGGACAACAGCUCUACAGAUCUGUCUAAUUCAGAUAUUGCUUCUGCCUGGACUGAUGAUAAUUCUGGACCACAAGGAAGGAAGAUUUCCCUAAAUCCCUCUGUUCGCCUUAAGGCAGAAAAACUAGAAAUGGCUCUCAAUUAUCUAGGAAUUCAUCCCACAAAGGAGCAGCACGAAGUCCUGAGACGACAAGUGCAGGCAGACUCAAAGGGUACAGUGGCCUUUGGAGAUUUUGUCGAGGUUGCCAGAAACUUGUUUUGCCUGCAGUUGGAUGAAGUAAAUGGAGCACGUGAGACCUCCAGCGUAUUGGAUUCACAGCUUCUUCCCUGUGAGUCUUUCGAAGCAGAUGAACUGGAACAACUUAAACGAGAAAGGAAUGAUGCUUUAGAAGAAGUGCAUAUGCUCAAGGAAAAAUUAACUGAAUCAGAGAAGCAAAGGAAACAACUAACAGAAGAGCUCCAGACCAUGAGACAGGAAGCCAAAGCUGUAGCUGAAGAAACAAGAGCUCUGCGAAGCCGGAUUCAUCUUGCUGAGGCUGCACAAAGGCAGGCACGUGGCAUGGAAAUGGACUAUGAAGAAGUGAUCCGUCUGCUGGAGGCUGAGAUCUCAGAGCUAAAGGCUCAGCUUGCCGAUUAUUCUGACCAAAAUAAAGAAAGUGCUCAGAAUUUAAGAAAAAGAGUCACAGUUCUUGACUGCCAAUUGCGAAAAUCAGAAAUGGCUGCAAAAACUUUUAAGGCAUCCACUGAGAAACUACUUCAUUUUGUAGAGACUGUUCAAGAAGUACUUUGGGAGAGUUCUUCUACUUUAUCAAAUUUAAGUGAAAGAGGAGCCAUGUUUUCAUCGCAGACUGCCCUCCCACUACUGGGUAGGAACGGACGCAGCUUCCCGGCAACGCUGGCCCUGGAAUCUAAGGAACUUGUUAAAUCUGUUCGUGCCAUACUUGAUAUGGAUUGCUUACCUUAUGGGUGGGAGGAAGCUUACACAGCAGAUGGAAUCAAGUACUUCAUCAAUCAUGUAACCCAGACCACAUCCUGGAUCCACCCUGUGAUGAGUGUCCUGAACCUGUCCUGCUCAGAGGAGAAUGAAGAGGAUUGUCCUAGAGAGCUGACUGACCAGAAAAGCUAAUGGCUUUCUGUGGAAAAUGCAGUUUGGUGGUCUUAAGGCUUCCCAGUCUGCAGGCACAACUGGGUACAGGAGACCACAUCCUGAGACACAGCACAGAGUUGGUGCACAGCCCUGGGGCCUGUCAAGUCAAAACUAUGAUGUUAGGGUGUCACUGUAAAACCAUAAUGUUUCUGGGUUCAUGUGACAGAUCAGUUGACACUGCAGUAGUUUUGGGAGAAUAAUCUACUUAUAUUUGUUGAAAUCAUGUAUAACUAAGUUUUAUAAUACACUUUUUCAUAUAUAGCUAGAUCUUUAUGACUUUAUAUGUAGCUCCUUGUUUGGUAUUAGAUCCAAUGAUUUUUAUAAGAAAAAUACAUAUUGAAAAGUUAUAUGAAUGUAGUAAACUACUUCAUUUAUUUGAUAAUUCCCCAUUUGUACUCACAUCUUAGGAAAGUGAUCUGAAAAACUUGUGGGGUGUU